GGCAGCCCAUUAAAUAGAUUGAUGACCAGGCCAACUAACUUGGGAACUAUGUCAAUUGAGACAGUAAACUGACAAAAAGAAGGUUACAAGUUGCACCCAAGCAGGCGUAGUUUAUAAAAUCAAGUCUCUGCCAAAUCAAAUCUAUUAUUUUCAUACAAAAAUGUCGGAGCAAAACGUUGAGACCACUGGCUAUGUGCCCCAAUAUUUUAUAACGCUGCCCCGUAAGAUCAAGAAGCUAAUUCUGUAUCGCUUUCUAUUUGCCACAUUACUGUGCUCAUGGUUGGAUUAUCAGAUGCUUGCCAUUUUUUUGUGCAUUAAUUUAUUUGAGGUGAGACGACCACUGUUUUCUCUUAAUGAGAUAUUGGGAUGGACUCUUUUUUCGGUGUAUACCUCGACAAUGAUGUUGCUAAUAAGAUUGUGCAUGGUUGGUUAUGGUUUGAUUUUAUGCCACGUACAUUAUGUCAAUCCGCAAUGCUAUCCCUACAGAAUUUGGCGAGUAGUUAAUGAGUUUCCUGUACAUAUUUGCUUACUUUCAUCAAUACUAUCAGUAACUAUAGGAACCAGCUGGUUAUAUGCAUCUUUCGUGGAUUUAAUAGAUGUGGAUUACCUGUUAGGAGGAUCCUGGUACUAUCUUAUAACCUUUGGCUGCUUUAAUGGGAUUUCCUACUUUCUUAAACAUCAUGGAAGAUCCCUAAGAAGAUUUCCAUUGCCCAUAGUUCAUUUGGAUAUGAAGGGAAGCCUUAUUCAAAUGUGGUGUUACCAAUUCAGAAGUUCUGGAAAAGAAGCUUUGGUUCCCACUUUAUUAUUUGCCCUGAUUUACUGGCCAUCUAUGGCCUACUUGGAAACAACUACAACUAAUGGAGUCUCUACAGGAUUUACUAUGAUUAUAACGCAACCCAAACGACUUUUUCAAGGCUGGUUGCUAUCCACAUUGAUCACGGCUAAAUUACACAUUGUUCGGGAACUUUAUGGUUUGAUUAUGCAGCGCCAAUUAUCGUUAAUUAAUGAUUCAAGACGUCUGCACGAGUAUCUGGAUAUUAAUUUAUAUAAUCUUAUAUCGGCUCGAUUUCAAUAUUUUCUUUGCAUGAUGAGAAUGAAACCUAUGCCGAUGGGUUAUCAACGCUAUACCCUUUCCUUACCGAUCGCCAUGGCUUUGGAUACUAGCGAAACAUAUGGCUUUAGAUUACUGGCAGCCCGUGAUUUCUACGCCGCCGCGUCGGGCACUUUAUGUAGUGAAUUAUUCAAUCAGCCAGCUUUCAAUAGAACACGAAAUUGGAAUGAGCUUUGCGACGCUAUACUGGAAAUGGUGGAUGAGUUUCUGGGCAGAAUGGAGUCCUGUUUGGAGAUUGCUCCUUGCAAAAAAAUAUUCAACUUGUUGAAAAAUCAAGCGCCGAAGAAUCCGGGACUUCGAUCAUUAGUAAAACCACCUGCUCCACCAAGACGUCUACGAUCCACUUGUAGAGGCCCUCCAAAAUGUCAGACACCAGAGGAUUUUUGGUGUUUCUGUAAUCUGGGAAAAUAUCUAUAUGAUAAGAUACUAAUCUAUUGGGACUGUUUUUGGCUUAGAUUACCAGUGAUCCCGCAGUGGUAUUCUUAUUUUUACGACCUAGACACUCUGGCCAAACUUAACCAUGAAUUGAGAUGUGGAGAACCUUUGGUUUGGGCGCUUCAAGGACUCGUUUGUAUCUGCGUGACAUCCGUAAAAGAAGGUAGCUUUGUCUACAUCCAACGCGAUCUUGGUCGAAUUUUGGUAUGUUUAUUAAAGGUGGAGGAGAAACUAAUCAGCGCCGAGGAAAUGCAGGUGAGGAAGCGGGGAAAACUGUGCUCUAGUCAUGAACUUUUAAUUAUGGCCAUAAACCGAUGUUUGUACAAAAUGCUUUUUACUUUUGGCCCCCAUUUGGAUUUUUUUCUAGACGAUAUUCAUUUUAAGGCGAACUUAAACCAGAGGAUAAAGUUGCUGCCCUAAGAAUUUUUUUGUUUUGUUAUAUUAGAUUCUUUGUGUUUUUACCACUUGUAAUAAAUUAAAUAAUAAAUAAAAAGGGGGCAAUAUAGAUUUUGUAUAUGUAUUUAUCUAUCCCAAAUUUUUAGGAUUGCUAGAAUAUUUGUAGAUCAAUCAAUCGUUACAUUCAGUUCGAAUUUAAGAAUUAUAAUUUUAUUUUCUAAAAUGGGGAGUCAAAUGCAGUAUGUUUCAGACUAUUUUAUGUAUCCUUAUAUAUGCUAAGAUACUCUUAAAGAUUAUUAAGAUUCUUAAAAUAUUUUCCAUUUGUUACAAAAAGGGAAGUCUUUAAAUCGUCUCCGCUCACGCAAUCAUCUCAACAUUAUUGCUUUUUUGUCGCACUUGCCACGCACUUUCCACUUUUCCUCGCCGUAUCUCCUCUUCACUCCACCGUCUUUCUCUCUUCUCCUUUUCAUUUCUUAUCAAUAAAACGCUGCUGCUGUGUGCAUUGUUUGCUGGCUAAGUGGACAAACUCACACACGCACAACUGGCAGGGAAAAGGAACAAAGGAGGAGCCAAAAGAGAGUGGCGAACAAUUGAAUUUUCUACUUGUGCUGCUUCUUUCUCCGCCACUUCUUUUGCUUUGACUACUUUUUAUUCGUUUGGAUUCUCCUUAUUGCACCUCCCACGCUGUGUUAUCCCCUUAUCCCUCCCCUCCCUUCCCUUCCCCACGCUACUUUUUGAUUGCCUUUUGCCUUUGUGGUCGUCCGUAUCAUGUAAACGCUUUGUGUGCAAAAUAGAAAAUAAGAAAAACAACAAAAAC
Drosophila rhopaloa is the source of this 2759-nucleotide messenger RNA. RefSeq names its product nucleoporin Ndc1. The record is from RefSeq and is a predicted model, not a curated record. Gene Ontology annotation, biological process: nuclear pore organization. Gene Ontology annotation, cellular component: nuclear pore transmembrane ring. NCBI's taxonomy places the organism in Eukaryota, Metazoa, Arthropoda, Insecta, Diptera, Drosophilidae. Gene Ontology annotation, molecular function: protein-macromolecule adaptor activity. The coding region runs from base 161 to 1966 and encodes 601 amino acids. The transcript has a single exon.